AUUUUCCCAUUAAUACAUUCCCAUCUAGUGAUCCUCGGGAAUCUGUGUAACCUCAUUUGAAAGCUCAAAAACUAGCAUACAGACAUAUUAUUUGUAAAAUAAAAAUUUCCGGAAGCCAUUCCCAUUUCCUACAACAAAUUCAAUACCCAAGAAACAAGAUCCCCUUUAAGAGAGAGGCAACCAUGUCGGGACACAGCUUCAAGGAUAAUAUGAGCCGACGCUCCAUGAGGUCACAUGCGAGCAAAACUCAGAUUGAGUAUGGGGUGCCGCAGGAACUGGACAUAAUGGGCAUUAUUUACAAGUACUUUUUGGAAGAUAUUCACACAUUCACGGACGAGGAGCGCGAAGAACGGCUGGGCAGCCUGGAUGCACUGGAUAUGCUGCGUACCAUCGAACAGGUGCACAACGAUGUCGCCACAUUGCGACUAGAGAACCACAUCAUGGUUGAGUUUCUCGAGAAGAACGAUCCGAAAUUAUUGCUGGGACUAAGGCAGCGCCGCACUUCGAUCUUGAAGAGAUUGCAAAACACUAAGCGUGGCUCCGUGGCGGGAAGUCGUGGUAGCCGCCAAUCGAGUUCCAAGCGAUCCAUUUCCAUGUCCGUGAACCGUUUGGCUUCGGUGACAGCCUCUGCCGGCGUUGGCACAGAAAAACGACGGGGCCCGGACUACAAGCUGAACUACAAGGCCAAGGCCGAAAUGGCUGAGAAGAGAGCAGCCGAGGUGGAGAAGCGGGUGACGGAUAUCGAGAGAAACGCCCUGCGAGAGGUGAAGCAGCUGAGGGCCAAGAUCGAAGAGCUUCACUAUCGCAGCGAGGAAACUAUCGAGACGGAGAACAACUUCAUGCUGCACUUUUUGCGCGACGAACAGGACGUGGCCUUCUUGGAGGGGGCCACCGAGCGACAGAUUGAGCGCAAGCUGCGCAAGUUCACCACGAAUUGGUUCAAGAACGCACGCGCCCUCAUGGGCACCAUGAAGUUGACCAUUGUUUCGCUGCAGGAGACGUGCCAGCAGCAUCGUGCCGAUCUCAUCACUAAAUCCGAUCUCAGUGGCAUCCUGACGGCCGUCGAUUUCGAGAAGCUGAUGAUCAAGCGAACCGAACUGGUAAACCAACUGGAGGAGAAAAAUAUACACAUGGCUGGACUCAAGGGUGUUACGGGCAAGACCUCCUUGGCCAUGACCGAGGAGAAGCAAGCCAUGAUGAACUUGGAGACGGAAAUGCGCACGGUACUCAAUAGAACCGAGGAAGUCACCCGAGCCAUACAGAAGCUAGAAAAGGAGGUGGCCGCCGUUCAGAAUCACAAUGCGAAGGAUAAUGUAACGCUUGAUGAACUGAGAGCCCAGCUGCAGGAGUACGAGGCCCCGAGCGUUGGCGAGUAUAUCGAACGGAAGGAGGAGGCACAUGUUCUCGAAAAGGAGGAAAAGAUGCUUCAGCGAAAGAUCUACAUCCUGAACAUGAAGCUGAACAAUGCCAUACGUCGUAAAAUCCGUAUGACUGAAAUGUAAUUACUUUAUUAUCCGUUGUCCCUUAUUCCAUGUUAGUAUUAAAGCAUAUUAAACAUACAUCUGCUAUCA
This is a messenger RNA of Drosophila serrata, 1571 nucleotides long. Its product is annotated as cilia- and flagella-associated protein 263. Gene Ontology annotation, biological process: cilium assembly. The record is from RefSeq and is a predicted model, not a curated record. Lineage: Eukaryota; Metazoa; Arthropoda; Insecta; Diptera; Drosophilidae. Gene Ontology annotation, cellular component: ciliary basal body; axoneme.